GCUGGUGAAGGAACUAGGCAACCAUGACAUUGUUCAAAUAGUGUGUGGGGACCAGCAUGCCAUGGCUCUAACCAGAGGAGGUGAGCUCUUCACGUGGGGCCAGAACGCCCAUGGACAGCUUGGAGUGGGGAGACAAGCCACACUCACCCCCCAACCACAGCUGGUGGAAAGACUAAAGGGCAUCCCACUUGCUCAGAUUGCUGCUGGAGGAGCUCACAGCGCUGCCGUGUCACUCUCUGGAGCUGUGUACUCCUGGGGGAAGAACAAUUUUGGACAACUGGGACUGGGAGACACAGAAGACAGGGACUGCCCAUCGUACAUCAGAGCGUUAGAGCACUGGAAGGCUGUAUUUAUCUCGUGUGGGGCAGAUCAUACUGCAGUUCUCUCCAAGGAGGGGUUGGUGUGCACCUUUGGAGCGGGAGGGGCUGGCCAGCUUGGUCACAACUCCACCCGGAAUGAGCUCAUGCCUCGUGUGGUGGCUGAGCUGUGGGGAGCAAGAGUUUCACAAGUUGCCUGUGGAAGACAGCACACCCUGGUCUAUGUCCCCUCCUUGGACAAAGUCUAUUCGUUUGGUUCUGGUGAAGAAGGGCAGCUGGAAGAUGAGAGAGAGCCUAACCAGUUGAUACCACUUCCCAUCAAGAUACCAGGGAAUACUGGAAAAUCCUGUCAGGAAAACAACACAUCACAAAAGGUGAUUGAAAUUACUGCAGGAGGAAACCGAAGUAUUGUCCUUUACAAGAAGGACCAG
Nestor notabilis (Kea) is the source of this 748-nucleotide messenger RNA. RefSeq names its product E3 ISG15--protein ligase HERC5-like. The annotation marks the transcript as partial. The record is from RefSeq and is a predicted model, not a curated record. The transcript is spliced from 6 exons. Lineage: Eukaryota; Metazoa; Chordata; Aves; Psittaciformes; Psittacidae.